Molecule: messenger RNA, 2056 nt
Organism: Macrosteles quadrilineatus (aster leafhopper)
Lineage: Eukaryota; Metazoa; Arthropoda; Insecta; Hemiptera; Cicadellidae
Product: leukocyte elastase inhibitor-like
Exons: 5
Coding region: 95-1414 (439 amino acids)
Molecular function (GO): serine-type endopeptidase inhibitor activity
Source: RefSeq, a predicted model, not a curated record
GUUUUGUGGUAUCAGUCAUCAGUCUGGUUUGAUCACUAGAGUGCGAAACAUCAGCUGCAACAGUGUUUAUCAUCAGAACAGACAACAGUUCAACAUGUGGAGGAUCACUCUCGCCUUGCUGUUCAUCGCUGUACCUUUACAAGCCAUGAUCGUCUUUGAGAACCCCGCAGCCGCCAACAGCAGCGCUGGUGGGUUUUCGUAUUCAGAUCCGUACCGCGAGCGAGCCAACCAGGCGAUUCGUCGAGCUCUGGCUGACUUCACACUGCGCCUGGAUGACCAAGUCGCCCCAAAGCCAGGUUUCUCCUCGGAGUCCCCCAAUGUUGUAUUCUCGCCGCUGAGUAUUGCCUCGGUUCUCGCCUUGGUGUUACUGGGCGCUCGAGGACAGACACAGGCUGAAGUGGCUAAGCUGUUGGGUGUUACUGCUGGGAUUGAUCUCACUGGGAGGAGUGAAACUGUCCAUGAGGAGUUUGGUCGAUUGUUGGACAAGCUGGAGGAACAACGAGCCAAUCGCAACGGAACUCUGGUGACUAUUGCACGAGGCCUGUUCUUGCAGAAAAACUUUCCAAUCAAUCAAACCUUCGUCAAACAGACAAUGGACAUCUACCACACAGAGGUCCAGCGAGUUGACUUCCAGCAGAACUCCCGAGAGGCACAGACAAUCGUCAACAAGUGGGUAGAGAACCGCACGGAAGGUCACAUCAAGAAUCUGCUUCAGCAAGAACCAGACUCUAUGACCACGACUGUUAUCGCUAGCGCUCUGUACUUCAUCGGCCAAUGGGAGAACCCCUUCUACCCAGGCGCUACCAAACAAAAACCCUUCUACGUCGGCAAGCAAGCGGGCAGCAACCACAACGAAAUCAUCAAUGUGGACCUGAUGGUUAAUGGAGCCGACAUCCCGUACUACGCAGAUCCAGACCGCAAGUGCACCAUCAUCGGCAUGCCUUACAAAGGUGAUGUGAUGACUAUGUAUGUCAUUGUGCCUGACGGAGACGUAAAAACCUUCCUGGACAACACAGGGCACGAUGAUCUGGAACAUCUUGUUAAAAAGACGGAGACACAACCUGUAAUAUUCCUCCUGCCGAAGAUGCGCCUUGAGAGCACAAUCAAUUUGGUUCCUCCUCUAAGGAACAUGGGAAUCAAAACUCUUUUUGACUCUCGUACUUCCAACCUGACCAAUAUCGCAGAGGGUGUGUUUGUCAAUGAAGCCGUUCACAAAGUAGAGAUAGACAUCAAUGAGAGCGGAACUGUCGCUGCUGCUGCAACCGCUUUCACCUUCACUAGAGACGGGUCGAGUCCUGUUGUCAAAGUUGAUAAACCGUUUGUAUUUUUCAUCCGUCACGAUGAGACUGGCAUCAUUUUGUUCUGGGGAAAAGUGAUCAAGCCUAUCCCCCAUUACCCGAUCCCUCACGACUAAUGAGGUUGUACACAGCUGUGUAUAAAUGUAUAACACUGUGAGUUCCUUAUGUGUAGCUAGUAACUUUUGCCUGACUUAUCAGGUUGGAUGUGAUUGUUUAUAGUCAAGUCAUUUGUAUAUUAUUGUAUAUAGUUGUGAUAUCUACUUGUAAAUAUUAUUAUAACUUUGGUUAUCAAACAAAAUAUAUUUUCUUGAGGAAUUUAGAUACAUUUUUUCAAUCGUUAGAAUAAAGGGUUUUUAAAGCAUUGCUCUUAAAAUUUGUCAUCAUUAUUCUUUUCUUUGGAACAUUUUAGUGGAUCUUACUCAGCAAUAUAUAUUUUUAAAUUUGUUAUAUUUUCUUUUCUUAUAUUAUUCCAACCAAACUGUGAUUCUAGUCUUUAGCUUUGUAAUACAUCCAAUAUAAUUAAUUAGUAAACUCAAGUUACUUGUGGUUAUUCUUUUUAGUCGGGCAUUUUACUUAGUAGCGUUUAUACUCUUUGAAUUUGAAAUUGGGGUAUCAUUUUUUAAACUAGGAGUGUUACAUUGUCAAAUGUCAUGUAAUGACAUAGAAACCUACAGCUCAUAGAAACAUUUUUUAAUGUAUAUUAACAUGUAAGUUGUACACCCAGUAUUAAUAAUAAACAUUUCUAAUUGGGUUUGUAA